UGUAAGCGCGUGGGGUCACGCUUUUUCACCAGCUACAGCAGCCAAUUUAAUACCCAUGCUACGAUUCCAAUUGCGGCUCUAUUACUUGACGAAAACCCUAUCUUCCUCCUCCUCUGGCCUCUUCUUUCAUCAUUUGAUUUCUUUCUGUUCCUGCUUUACAGUAUUUUGUUUUUAUCUAAUCUGUUUAGUAAAUUAUACAAAUUUUGACCAAAAAAUGUCUAGCGCUUUGGAUAUGUCUCUCGACGAUAUCAUCAAGAGCAAUAAAAAGUCUGGAUCUGGUAACGCAAGAGGUCGCGGCCGGGCUUCCGGACCCGGACCUGCUCGCCGUUUGGCCAACCGUGGUGCUAAUCGAGCUGCGCCCUAUACCACCGCUAAGGCGCCUGAAACGGCGUGGCAGCACGACAUGUUUACGGAUCAGGGUAUGGGGUACUCGGGGCAAGCAGGUCGGGCCUCCGCUAUAGAGACUGGAACCAAGCUUUACAUUUCUAAUCUAGAUUAUGGUGUCUCCAAUGAGGAUGUUAAGGAAUUGUUUUCUGAAGUUGGUGAUUUGAAGCGGUAUUCAAUCCAUUAUGAUAGGAGUGGGAGAUCGAAGGGAACGGCAGAAGUAGUCUUCUCUCGGCGAACAGAUGCCUUGGCUGCUGUGAAGAGAUACAACAAUGUUCAGCUUGAUGGGAAACCAAUGAAGAUAGAGAUUGUGGGAACAAAUAUUGCUACUCAUGCUGCACCUCCUGCUACUAAUGGCCCUUUUGGAAAUUCAAAUGGAGUUCCUAGAGGGGGACAAGGAAGAGGUGGCGCUGUUGGACGGCCACGUGGUGGUGGUGGCCGUGGAUUUGGAAGGGGUCGUGGACGUGGAAGGGGCCGUGGUGAAAAGUUAUCUGCAGAAGAUCUUGAUGCUGAUCUGGACAAGUAUCAUUCAGAAGCAAUGGAGACAAAUUAAAGAAUUUCCUUUUGCUUUGUUGCUUGGUCUUACACCGUUAUUUUGUGGCCUUUUAUGUGCUUGAUGAUGCAACAACCCCGACUAUGUUCUGUAACUUUAUCAAGUCUUUAGGAAUUACAGAAAUACUCAGAGAUAAACUGUUAAUAUCUUUAGUAUGGAGUUUGGGCUUUUAUUAUCAAUUGUUCCUUGACUGGGUAUUAAAUAUGCGGGUUAUUGGACAGCUGUCAGUAUGUAAUUGCACUCGUACUUUUGGUUUGGUUAGCUUCUCAAGUUCGUUCUGUUUUACUCUGCAAGUUGGAGUAGGAAGUGGAACUAUUUUUCUCA
Hevea brasiliensis (rubber tree) is the source of this 1261-nucleotide messenger RNA. RefSeq names its product THO complex subunit 4A. Gene Ontology annotation, molecular function: mRNA binding. Gene Ontology annotation, biological process: mRNA export from nucleus. NCBI's taxonomy places the organism in Eukaryota, Viridiplantae, Streptophyta, Magnoliopsida, Malpighiales, Euphorbiaceae. The transcript has 5 exons. Gene Ontology annotation, cellular component: nucleus. The coding region runs from base 56 to 937 and encodes 293 amino acids. The record is from RefSeq and is a predicted model, not a curated record.